AUGCACGACGUUGUCCAGCUCGGAACGCGGACAUUGCGUCAAAGGGUCUAUCGCAAUCUAUGGACCUUCAUGCCCUUAGUAGCAGUGAAAACAGGCUCCCCAUUCAGUACAGCACAAUCGGCUGACAUAGACCUGCUUUCUACUUCCAAUGACUACGUCGUUGACUAUUGGUACCGAGCAGCCAUGCCUCCUGUUGGUCACUUUUGCGGACGGCUCCGCAAGACAGCCGACAAUUCAAGUAGGAUGGACCCGGGGUACCUUGUGCUUGGUGUAGAGGUGCACGUCCUUCGAAGCGACAUGAAAGGCGGUAGACUUACACUCGUCAUAUGGCUCUGUCAGCUCGGGGUGAUGGUCCCAACAGCCCUUGCGGUGCAGUCUGCCAAUUCAGUCGCCACAGUCGGCACAGCAAACGCAUGGCCUUUGACACCGCCGACUUUUGACACAUCGUUGCCGCGACGUGCGCUGAUCAACGGCCCACUAGUUGUGUUGGGCAACUACCAGAACGGCAACGAUAAUCAGAACGGCGAUUCCAAUCAGCAAACGAGUAACUCAAACACCAACCUGACGGGGAACGGCAGCUCGGUCAUCUCGAAUGCCAACGGUGCUACGACGGACAUGAGCCACUCGAAUAAUCAACAGCUCAAUCAGGGGCAGCAGGAUCAGCGCAGCUCGCAUCGGGAAACACAGGCCCCGCUCCGUAACCUCACAGGGGAACAAGACUCGCAGCCUCAGGCAGUGGAAGAGACGCCUGCUGUGCCUGCAGCGAGGCCGUUGCCACCUCCAUCGCCUCAACAACAGCAGCCUGCAACCCCUUUUGGCCCGGAGCCAGUCCGAGCUGGAACACAGCCUCAGCUUGAUGUUUCACAAUCGCAGGCCAGCAACCAGCAAAACACCCAAAAUGCAGAGCAGGUCUCGGAAGCAGGCGCGCCUCAGCAACAAAGUAUGCAGCAGACGAACACUCGGGAGAGUACACAAAACACCAUGGCUCGCCCCGCUCCUGCCAAUGGAAUUGCGCCUACAGCGAAGCAGCACAGCAGCGUGCCAAGCAACGAGCAACAAGUCGAUCAGAAGGAGCAGCAACGACGACCGCGACCGGGCUCGCUGCCAUUGGCCCCAGCAAUCUCGACGGCCCCUCAAGUCAUUCAGGGUGUGCUGCCGAACGGCCUCGCCGAGGCUGGCCCUUUGCCGGAAACGGAAGCGUUGAGCGGUUUGUACCAUCUUCGUGGUCGCAGCGCCACGUGCAAGCUACACCAGAUCGAUCUGAUGAGCGAGCUGCCUACCCCUAAGCGAGUCGAGGAGGCUCAGUCCCCGUCUCCCACGUCCAUCUGCAUCGACGAGACACCUGAACGCAUGUACUGCGGCUCUUUAGAUGUCAUCCAAUCCAUCACCAUCUCAGCCAAGCUUGAACACGACGACCAAAACGAGAGGAUGAAGUCCACCACUUUCAGCAGCCUGGCGGUGCUCUUCGUUGCAGCUCUGUUUACAAGGUCUGUUGCUUUGCCGCUCAUCGGCGGCUCCCAGCUCGGAUCGGCAACUGGAUCCGCUGGCACGGCUCAGUCGGUGCAGAACAACGACUACUCGCAUGUCUCGCCAGGCAACCAGGUUCAAAACGGCGGCUCACAAACAGCUGACCUGCAGGGAGUGGCGGGUAAUAUCUUCCAGAGCUCCGGCCCGCUCGGUCUCCUUCACUAG
Messenger RNA from Moesziomyces antarcticus, 1692 nucleotides. RefSeq lists its product as uncharacterized. Bases 1 to 1692 code for a protein of 563 amino acids. The transcript has 5 exons. The record is from RefSeq and is a predicted model, not a curated record. Lineage: Eukaryota; Fungi; Basidiomycota; Ustilaginomycetes; Ustilaginales; Ustilaginaceae.